AUGCAAUCCUCUACAAAAGCAGAUAGGGAUGUGAUGAAGGCCAUCAGUAUGUUGACAACGAGGGUGGAAAAGCUCAGUACCAACUUCCAAAAGGCAAAAGAUAAGAGCAACUUACAAGAAACAAAGGAUGAAAAGAUUCCAUCUAAGCCUGCAAAUGAUUCAACUCUACCAACCAUUUUACCUUACAUUACACAUGCACCAUUCCCACAGAGGUUGGCUAAGGCAAGGUUGGAGAACAAUAUGGGAAGGUCCUUUAUUGUGACAGAAGUCCCCUCCUUUGCUCGAUUCUUGAAGGAUCUCACUACUAAUAGAAACAAGACUGAAGGAGUUGUGAAUCUAUUUGAGCAAUGCAUUGCGAUAAUCCUAAAGCAACUUCUUCCUAAGCUCGAGGACCUUAGUAAUUUCUCAAUCCCUAUUUCUAUUGAUAGUCUAGUUGUUUAUAAUGCUCUAUAUGAUUUAGGAGCUAGUGUUAGUCUUAUGCCUUUUCUGUUUACAAAAAACUACAAAAAUGAGGGAAGCCUACUUCAGACUAGCAUGACCUUGCAGCUAGUGAUCGAAGUAUUAGGCAUCCCAAGGGUAUUGUAA
Molecule: messenger RNA, 585 nt
Organism: Amaranthus tricolor (Joseph's coat)
Lineage: Eukaryota; Viridiplantae; Streptophyta; Magnoliopsida; Caryophyllales; Amaranthaceae
Exons: 3
Coding region: 1-585 (194 amino acids)
Source: RefSeq, a predicted model, not a curated record